Pantherophis guttatus is the source of this 8002-nucleotide messenger RNA. It is a transcript of the gene ABI2, whose product is annotated as abl interactor 2. Gene Ontology annotation, biological process: neuron migration. The record is from RefSeq and is a predicted model, not a curated record. Gene Ontology annotation, cellular component: lamellipodium; SCAR complex; actin-based cell projection. Gene Ontology annotation, molecular function: SH3 domain binding; signaling adaptor activity. NCBI's taxonomy places the organism in Eukaryota, Metazoa, Chordata, Lepidosauria, Squamata, Colubridae.
CGCCGCUGCUGUCUGUGAUUUGCGCCGCGCCUCAGCUGAGGAGCGGGCGAUGGGUGGGAGGGGGAGAGAGAGAGGGUGAACUUGAACCCCGCGGCCAGCCGGGGUUCGGCGAGCGCUGAGCGAGCGGCGGAGGACGCGGACCUAACUGCUUGCAGGCGUUGUGGACAAAAGACCGGACGCCUGGGUUUUUUUGGGGUGGGGGGCGGUGUUGGAAAGGAGGGACCAGAGGGGCGGGGCUGAGCGCGCACGCGCGCGCGCGCGAGGAUGUGAAGAUGGCGGAGCUGCAGAUGCUGCUGGAGGAGGAGAUCCCGGGAGGGCGCCGGGCCCUCUUCGACAGCUACACCAACCUCGAACGGGUGGCCGAAUACUGCGAAACCAACUACAUCCAGUCACCAGAUAAACAACGGGCUCUAGAAGAAACCAAAGCAUAUACAACUCAGUCCUUAGCUAGUGUAGCCUAUCUGAUCAACACUUUGGCAAAUAAUGUUCUGCAAAUGCUGGAUAUCCAGGCAUCCCAGCUUAGGCGAAUGGAAUCAUCAAUCAACCACAUUUCCCAAACAGUUGAUAUACACAAGGAAAAAGUGGCUAGAAGGGAAAUUGGCAUCUUGACUACAAACAAAAAUACUUCAAGAACUCACAAAAUCAUUGCACCAGCCAACUUGGAGCGACCUGUUCGUUAUAUCAGGAAACCUAUUGAUUAUACAAUUCUUGAUGAUAUUGGACAUGGGGUAAAGUGGUUGCUUAGAUUUAAGGUUAGCACGCAGAAUAUGAAAAUGGGUGGUCUGCCUCGUACCACACCACCCACCCAGAAACCACCCAGUCCGCCAAUGUCAGGGAAAGGAACUAUUGGGCGUCACUCUCCCUAUCGCACACUGGAGCCAGUGCGUCCUCCAGUGGUACCAAAUGACUAUGUACCUAGCCCUACCCGUAAUAUCGCUCCCUCGCAGCAGAGCCCUGUUAGAACAGCUUCUGUGAAUCAGAGGAAUCGCACUUACAGCAGCAGCGGAAGCAGUGGAGGGAGCCAUCCAAGCAGUAGGAGCAGCAGUCGAGAGAACAGUGGGAGUGGAAGUGUCGGCGUCCCUAUUGCUGUCCCUACUCCAUCCCCUCCCAGUGUGUAUCCAGGCAACGAACAUGUCCAACACACCUUUCUCCUAUUUCCCCACCACAACAGCCCUAUGGCCCCUGCCAGUUCUGCUGGCACUUCUCCUCUUCCUGCUACUUCUGCCUCUGCUUCCGCCCCUCUCACUCCUGCUACUGCCCCAUCCUCUGCUACCCCAGAUGUUGCUGCUGCUGCAGGGGGUCAGCCCCUUGCUGAUGGCUUCACUUCUCCAACUCCCCCUGCUGCCUCUUCCAAUCCCUCUUCAGGUCAUCCUGUUCAGUUCUACAGCAUGAACAGACCUGCUACUCGGCACACACCUCCAACAAUAGGGGGUUCUUUGCCAUAUAGGCGCCCUCCAUCCAUCACUUCACAGAACAGCCUUCAAAACCAGGUCAACGGAGGACCAUUUUAUAGCCAGAAUCCAGUGUCUCUUGCACCACCUCCUCCCUCCAUCCUACAGGUAACUCCUCAGUUACCAUUAAUGGGAUUUGUGGCCAGAGUUCAGGAAAACAUUUCAGACACACCUCCCCCUCCACCCCCUGUAGACGAAGCUGUUUUUGAUGAAUCUCCACCGCCACCCCCUCCUCCAGAGGAUUAUGAAGAAGAAGAAGCAGCUGUGGUGGAAUACAGUGAUCCUUAUGCUGAAGAGGAUCCACCAUGGGCACCAAGAACCUAUUUGGAGAAAGUUGUGGCAAUUUAUGAUUACACUAAAGACAAGGAAGAUGAACUUUCCUUUCAGGAAGGUGCCAUCAUCUACGUCAUCAAGAAAAAUGAUGAUGGGUGGUAUGAAGGUGUGAUGAAUGGAGUAACUGGACUCUUCCCCGGAAACUAUGUAGAGUCCAUCAUGCACUACUCAGAAUGAAGACCACUAUGGCGAGAGACAGAACCAAGAGAUUGUUGAGCUGCCCAGGUCCCAUUGGCAGCUUGGGGGAAACCUGGGCACCUGAAGGAAGGAAGGAUCAUUGUAACAAAACCACUCCCCUUUCUUCCUUUUUAUAAAAUGGUGAUUUGAAUUGUUUUGAAGAAUGGCUCUUCCAUUUGCCAGCAGCGACCAAGCUGAAUGACCAAUAUUAAUGAGCUGACUGAUCAACAUGUAGAUACAGAGAUGUAAUGAACUUGCCAGUAAAGGGAUCCAUUGCUCAAAUUGAGACCCAUUCAAUCAAAAUAUGGGAUUUUUUUUCCUCAGGAAUACCAUGCCUGGUAUUGGGGCAUCUUGGAUGUUAGUGCUGAAGGCUUUGUUAGGCUAUCUGCCAUCUUUUUCCCCCUCCUUAUUCUGCACAUAUUACUGUUGGAUGUGUGUUAUUGUACUGGCAAACAUUCUGAGAUUACACACCAACUGGGUCUCAGAUUGGUUCCUUGCAUCUCUAAUACAGCAAUUCUGCAAUUGUUUCACACAUAUAGCUUGAUCUAGGCUUGUAAGGAGCUGUUUCAUUUCUUCUUACAGGAGGACAUAACAUCAGAGAUAAUCUCCCAAUAUAUUGAGACUUCCAAGUCAUAAACUGAGCUUCUUUUGUAUCAUUCAAUUAUUUUUAAGAAGUUGGACUAAAGAUCAUGAAGGACGAUAAAGUUUGACAUUUUAAAAAUGGCCUCUGUCCUUCAUAUAAUUAUAUAAUAAGCAGCCUUAUUCAGCCCUCAGUAUGCAAAAUAUUUGUGAAAUAGUUUAAACCUGCCCUCCUGAUAGUGUUCAAAAACUGCUUUAGCCCUGAUUGUUGUUACAAAGGCUGACAGCAAUGUUCUAAAAUUACCUCAUGUUUCAUAAUUUGGGAGUUGGAAAGGGACAGAAGUAUUUUAUAGAGAAAGGCUUUUGUCUGAUUAGCCUGCUUCAGUUGACUAUAGCUUGUCCAACUCAGAAUAAGUAUGUACUAAUGAAAUUGGCCAUUUGUUCUAUUUCAGAUUUUGAUACAAAGCAUAAAGGACCUUUGAAGGCAGACAAAUAUUGCUCAAAGAUUUCCAAAUGCUGUUGGUUUUCUUUGAACCCUAAUUUAGAAACUGGCAAAAGUGUAACUGCUUUUUCUCCCACCAGUAAAUAUGUGGGUGAUUUUCCAACAAGGGAAUGAAAAUCUGCUAUAAUGUCUGUAGGCAUAUACAGAAUGUGUUUAUUUUUGUUAUCCAGCAAUCAUGGAGCUAUCAGAUUCAGGCAUGAAGUGAGGGGGAAGGUGUGGAACUUUUUUCUGUACUGUAGACCAUAGUCCUUAUGAAACUUGCUUUUGCUUAGCUGCUGGUUUUAUUCUGAUAGCAGCUGAAUUGGGGGGAUUAUGAGCUCUGUGGUGUAUUGUGAGAAGUUAAGUUUUAAUCCCAGUCCAAUUCUUCGCUGCUGAUUAACAUAAUAAAAGUUUUCCCAAAUACACAGAAUAAGAUAUUUCUUUUUAAGGCAUUGUAAACAUUUCAUACUUCUUACUCUUAGUUGAUUUGCUGGGUAUAUUGCUCAAGAUAAUGUUCAGUAAUCAUGUGCUUGGAACACUGAUUGUAGUGGUCAGCCUUCCUUUCUCACAUAAGCUAGCUCUAAAUUUACUAACAACUUUCUGAGUUAUGCAGAUUAUGUUGGUAUAACUUCUGUGGCUUCCUCGGUUGCUUGUUUGUGCCAUUAAUAAACCUCAGGUGCUACCAAAAGUCAUUAACUUAACAUCAAUUGUUGUAGCUCCCAUUAGUAGGACUGCUAAUGAGAUCCAGGUCCCUUCAAAGAUUACUGUUUCAAAGCUUGAGACCUACUGUGAUAAUGUUUGUCACUGGCAUCCCCAAAAAACAAGAUGAUCAUCAAAGCUGCCUCCCCUUUUUAAUGAUGUCGAUAUUGCAGAGGUACAGAGGAGUGGGAGUUCAGUUGCAUUCUGUGACCAUCAGUUUGCCUUUACUGGCACCCCCUCCCCCCAACAGAUGCCAGUGUUUAUAGUAUAAAGAUCACUGAGGACUGGCUUGUUUAAAGGCAUCCAGAUUUGAUUUGUCCAAGAAAGAUUGGUAUCUCUGAAAGCUGGAUAUAUCUGUAGAUGUUGGAAUACUGGAGCCAUUUCUUGCAUAAACACUGGACCUCCAAUUGAGAAUGAUUCAUGAGAGCCUGAUCUGUUAGGACAAAGGGUAGAUUUCUACAAAGGACCAAGCAUGAUGGGUAUGCAUAUAGGCUUUACUGUAUAAUAUCUUAUGUGUGGUGUUAUGGUGUACAGUCUUGAGACACAACCUACCAUAUGAAGAUGGGAAUUCAACCUCCAUCAAUAUACUUGUUAUAAGUGGCUGUCACUGCUCCAUGGGGACCCAGCUAAGAGAAGACUCUGCUCUGAGAAGUUGAAAAUGCAACUAUAAUACUUGUUUGGCGCUUUGGAGUAGGAUUCUGCUUCAAAGAUCAUCAGUGGCAGCCUGCUUUCUCCUGAGUUUUGCAGAGCCUGCCAAGAGGAUGAACAAAAGAAAUCAGGGGUUAUGGCAAAUAAUUCUGGACAAAUUUUGUGGACUUGCGUGGGCUCAGUUCUGAAAAACUAACAUUUAAACAUAUUGGGUGUUGUGCUGCAGGCUAUGAGCUGUGUUGCAAACAAUUUCUUUAGAAUGGAAAACCUGAGCCACAGCUAAUUAGGAAAGCAGCAUAAAAACAUAGUUUAUUCAAAUUUCCUCUCCCAAUUUUUCAUAUUCUCCUUUUUUUGUCAUUAUUGAUGCAGUUAUUGUCUGGUGCCGUGAUUUUAUGGUUCCAUCAACUUCUGAAGAGUGCUCCCCCCCCAAAAAAUAAAAUAAAUAAAUCUUAUUUUCCUUUUUCAGAAACAGGUUGCCUUAACAAUCCUUCACAUGUGGUGUCUUCUCUGCUGUUCUGGGAAAUGUGACACUUGUUUUUGGUUGUAGAAAAGACUGCUGUUAUGCCUGGAGCUCUCAUGUUGAAAAGUCAGUAAUGUGAAUUCUUAACUCUGUCCCUUUGCAAGACCUAAACCAUCAAAUUUUAUUCCUAGAACAAAUAGAAGUUGGAAGAUGAUUCUGCGGCAGAACAUAAAUGAAUCCUGGUUAUGAAAGGGAGGGUUGGAGAGGGUUUGUUUUUUAUUGAUAGCCUUUUUGUUUUUCCUGUUUAAAAGUGCUUUCAGUAUCACAUGAUUUUUAUAAGAUGCUACUCAUUUGCUUGUUUGGGGAGAAACUGUACAGCUUCUAUGGAGGGCAGGGCCACAGUUCCCUUAUAAGAAUUUGGAACUCUCUGAUUGUAUGACUGCUUCCUGUAUCCUUCACGGGCCAAGAUCAUCUUCCUGCAAACUGCUGCAGAGGGUGUUUACAGAUUCCUUGCCUCCUGCUGGUUUAAUGCUUUUAUUCUGCAAUACUAAUGUUGUGAAAAUAAUCCUUGGAUUUUAUGCUUAUUUUUUAUUUUGUACAAUUACAAUUUUGAAUUCUGUAGAAUGCCUAUGGAUGAUGCUAUGUACAAGGCCCAAAGUAAUCAGACUCUGUGUGUAUGUAAUGUUACAUAGACUGCAUGUUAUAUCAAGACAGUGAGAGUGGUUUUUCAAAUAUCAUUUACUAUUUUUCCCAACUUAUCUUUUUUCCCCCACUAGUGUUUAAUUAAGAAAAAGGGGUGAAGAGGAAGGGCCUGGAUUUCUCCCUUGUACCUAUCCUCUUUCCCUAGUCCUGCUGUAAAGCUAUUAAAUAUGUUGAACAUUCCACAUUCUGUUUCAGUAUCUUGUGGGGAAAAACAUGUAGUAGGGAGACCAAAAAGAGCUCAGUGUCAAUUUUUUAAGCUUUUCCUUGACCAUAAAAUGGCUUUGAUUCCCUCAGCGCUCAUUUUUCCAACCAUGCAAUUAUGGCACAUGUAUCCAUAUUCAUGAACAUUCUUCUGCUUCUUUUAGAAAACAACAUUUGUUUGCUAUGGUAUGAAUUAGCAGCCCUUUGGCUUCAUGUAGCUUCUCUACAUCCAGUUUGAGCCCCUACCACUGCGAGACAUGCUGUCCAAAUUCAUAAGCCAAGUAGUUGAAUUUAAGAUGGGCUUUGCCCAAAUUAAAGAUGGGAAUGAAUGGAAAUGUGAAGCAUGACAACCCUAAUUCUUAUCUUUCCAUCCUCAACAUAUAAAUGAUUUGGGGAGAUACCGUAAUGUAGGGCCUUGGAUGCAUUGAGGGCAAGAAUAGGAGCCUCUCCUGUUCGUAUUUCCACAGGUCAAAACUCUUGAUCCUAUCCUUUCUGGGAGAAAAAGAUUGCUCCUACAGCCCUCCAGAAGAUUGGGAAGUUGAGCUUUGGCCCAAAGCCUUCAAAUAUUGCUGUCCUAGAGGAUCAAAUUUUCCCCUAUGGAAAAGUGCUUUUUGUUUAUCAUAAAAACAAUAUGUUGGUGCCUUCAGGCCUAAGGAUUAUCCUUUAUAGGGGCUUUCUUUCCUUCAGUAGAAAUGGAAAAUUUCUUUUCCUCAUUUGAGAGCUGGCAUCAUAGUAUAGGAGGAAGAGGCAAAGAAUAUGAUCCAGAGUCUAUUAUAUCAUUUGGCUGCUCUUUUGCUUGAAUUUUACAUGGUUUAUAAGAAUGGCAUAGAGAUGUCGCUUGUGGGUUUGUUAUUUUACCUUGUUAAAUUGGCAACAUUUGGGAAGGGAGAAGGAUAAUUUAAUGAGAAAAGUGAAUGUUCUGGGUGAUCUCUAACAGCUAGGCUUUUGUAGGGAGGUGAGGGAAAUCUAACCUUUGCAGAUUGUGUUGUGGUUUUACCUUUUAUUAUUUUCAUAAUUUAUUCCUGAUUUCUAUGUGGAGUGAAAAGUGAAGAGUUAAACUUUUUUCACAUAAGAACAAGGACUUAAGAAGUGUUUCUGGUGAACAGUACUUUAGGCAUGUUUUGCUAGAGAAAAAUUAAAGGUAUAGCUAGCUUAGAUGGUUUUGCACCACUCCAGAAGUUAAAAUGUAGAAGAAAUGACGUGUGUUAAAUUAAUUAAUAAUGACAGCAUGUCUUCCAGUUUUGGGUUGUUGGAGCAGCCUUUGUUUAUAGCAGUAUUUGAAAAUGUCAUCAAUGAAGGGAAUGUUGAAUUAGAUAGGAUUAAAUUAGCUAUGUGAUGACAGAUUUUGAGCAUCCACACAUAUUCUGUGAGAGCUGAUGUACUAAUUAGAAAAAUAUAGACAUUCUCUAUUAUUUUAGAUUUCUCAGAGAUUAUACACCUGUCUUAACAUUUACAGUAUUAUACAUCACUUUUAUUAGACAGGAUACUGCAGUAAAACAAAAAACAAGUUGUUGUUACUCAAAACAAAGAACUUAGACUGGUGCAUUUUUUUUUUUUUAAAUGCUGAUAGAUUCGAAUUUGACAAGUGAGUCCCCUUGGAAAUUUAGAGGGAGCUGUUAGGUUUACCUAUGAAGAGAAUUUGUAAGGUCUUCUAUGCCUAAUUAUGUAUACCAGAUCAAUGGCAAUGCUAAAAUCCAUGCUAUAGAAGACUGGUGCCCGCCCCCCUCCCCAAAUAUGCAGCAGAAUAGGCAGCAAUUCAAGGCAGAAAAUAUCGUGAUAAAUCCUGCCUGGCCCUAAUGCACUACUAUCACUCUUUUAUUCAUAGACACCAUUAUAUUCUUCAUCUAUAACAUGGGAAAUAGCACAGAGUGAUUUCAAUUGGAGUCUUUCAAGAGUCCUGGCUGAAAUUUCAUCAACAUUGGAUGCUGUUUUUCAGAUAUUGAAUUAUGUGCCUCGUGUGGCAAACUUCAUUUGCUAUCAUAUAAAAAAAAUAGGCAUUUGAUUUAAAAUCAGCCACUUUACUAGUAGUGGCUCUGGCCUCUGAGCUCUUUAAGUAUCCCAGUAGGGUGAGAACAGUGGGGGAUUUUAGGGAAGGAGGCCUUGCUGGUUUUGAUUUAUUGUGUGUAUCAUUAAACCAUUUGGGGGUGGGAUGAGGGAGGAGACAUAAAUUUUUAAUUUUUUAAAAAUUGUAUUUGGAAUCAAUUUGUUGCUGUGUACUAAACCCUCUUGUUACAAGUCCUAAUAAAUAAAUCCCCCAAAACUUGCACUGCC